GACGCGAUGGCUGCGCUGCUCCCGAGCGAAACGACGGUGUGCAUUGUCGGCGCGGGGCCGAGUGGGCUCGCGUGUGCAUUGGGGCUUGCGCUGCGGGGGGUACCGUUCGUUAUCGUGGACGCGCUCGAGGCGGGUCACAAUAGCUCACGCGCGGUGGUUAUGCAGGCGAAUGCGCUCGAGGCACUAGAGGCGAUCAACCCGGCGCUUGCGGCUGCUAUUGUCGCAGACGGCGUUGCGGCUGAGACUAUCUCGAUGAUCAACGUCCAUGAGAAGACAAUUUUCGACAUGCGCAUGUCGGAAAAUGCUUCAAGAACAAAGUACGGGUACUGCCUGCUCAUCGGCCAACACCGGGUGGAGGAGCGGAUGCGGGAGUGGCUCGGGCAGGCCGGGGUGGAGAUUGCGUGGCGGAAGCGCGUAACGGCGGUCCGGGAGGAUGGAUCAAAUUACGAACUCGCGUUUGAGUCGGGCGAGACACUCCGCGCGCGGUACAUCGUCGCGGCUGACGGAUCAAAGUCGUCUCUCCGCCAAUUCGCGGGCAUCCAGUUUCUCAACCCGUACACGAAGACCGAGGCCAUUCCACGGCCAGGAGACCCGUCUUUCGUCGUCGCGGACGUUAUCUUCCAGGAGCCCUUGCCGCCAAACGUGCCCCGUGACCGACUGCAGAUGAUGGUUGGCGGCGGUGGCGUUGUUUUGACCGCGCCAAUGCUGUCACCCACUUCCAACGCCCUGUUCCGGCUCUACCUCGGCGUCCCCGCCAACCCUCCGUCGCACCCGGAUGCCGCCUAUCUGCAGGCCGUCCUCGACAAGCGCGGACCUGGCUCCCACUCAAAAGCCUAUCCGGUGCCGAAAAUCGUGUCGGUGCUCGACAGCUCGCGGUACCUCACCCGGCCCGCGCUAGCCGAGCGCUACGUGCACCGCGCGCCCGGCGGUGCGUACCUUCUCCUCGUCGGGGAUGCGGCACACAAGCACGGCCCGACCGCCGGCCAGGGGAUGAACAUGGGCAUCGUCGACGGCGCGGAGCUCGCCGGCGCCCUCGCAUCACACAUUGCACAGUCCGGGGAGAAGCCCGGGUCAGCAGACCCCGCGCAUAUAUUGGACGCAUACUCGACACGCCGCCGGAACGUCGCAAGACAGGUGAUUGACAUGGUAGAGACGAUGGGGCGGGUGGAAGGCUCUGGCGCGGGGUGGACGUCUUCGCUCCGCGCGGCGGCCCUUUGGCUGCUCCUGAAGGUCUCCUUUGUGAACAGCGCGAUCUCGUGGAAGAUCGGUGGGCUCGGGCACUCGGCACAGAUGCUCGGGAAGUAA
Mycena indigotica is the source of this 1305-nucleotide messenger RNA. Its product is annotated as FAD/NAD(P)-binding domain-containing protein. The transcript is spliced from 2 exons. Gene Ontology annotation, molecular function: FAD binding. NCBI's taxonomy places the organism in Eukaryota, Fungi, Basidiomycota, Agaricomycetes, Agaricales, Mycenaceae. Bases 7 to 1305 code for a protein of 432 amino acids. The record is from RefSeq and is a predicted model, not a curated record.